Molecule: messenger RNA, 1876 nt
Organism: Brassica oleracea var. oleracea
Lineage: Eukaryota; Viridiplantae; Streptophyta; Magnoliopsida; Brassicales; Brassicaceae
Product: sucrose transport protein SUC4-like
Exons: 6
Coding region: 1-1461 (486 amino acids)
Biological process (GO): sucrose transport
Cellular component (GO): plasma membrane; vacuole
Molecular function (GO): sucrose:proton symporter activity
Source: RefSeq, a predicted model, not a curated record
AUGUCUACUUCCGAUCAAGAUUCAAAAGCCUCGAAGCGCGUGCUCCUCCGCGUCGCCUCCGUGGCCUGCGGGAUACAGUUCGGGUGGGCGCUCCAGCUCUCUCUCCUCACUCCCUACGUGCAGGAGCUGGGGAUCCCGCACGCCUGGGCGAGCGUGAUCUGGCUCUGCGGUCCUCUCUCCGGACUGUUCGUGCAGCCGCUCGUCGGACACAGCAGCGACAGGUGCAAGAGCAAGUACGGGCGGCGGAGACCGUUUAUAGUCGCCGGAGCCGCGGCGAUCGCGGUGUCGGUUUUGGUGAUAGGACACGCGGCGGAUAUAGGGUGGGCGUGUGGGGAUAGAGAAGGGAAGAUUAAGCCGAGAGCGAUCGUGGCGUUCGUGUUGGGGUUUUGGAUUUUGGAUGUUGCUAAUAAUAUGACUCAGGGUCCUUGUCGAGCUCUCCUCGCUGAUCUUACUGAGAAUGAUAAUCGCAGAACAAGAGUAGCCAACGGCUACUUCUCCCUCUUUAUGGCCAUCGGCAACAUUCUCGGCUACGCUACUGGAUCAUACAACGGUUGGUACAAGGUCUUCCCUUUCACCAAGACCGUCGCAUGCAACGUGGAAUGCGCCAACCUGAAGUCCGCAUUCUACAUAGACGUAGUCUUCAUCGCAAUAACCACCAUCCUAAGCAUCACAGCUGCUCACGAGACGCCUCUCGCUUCAUCACCUUCUCAUCAAACACACGGGCAACAAUCCAGUGGAGGAGGAACAGACGAAGCUUUCCUCACCGAGAUCCUCGGCACUUUCAGAUAUUUUCCGGGGAGCGUCUGGAUGAUCUUGCUCGUCACGGCUUUGACGUGGAUAGGUUGGUUCCCGUUUAUUCUGUUUGAUACUGAUUGGAUGGGACGAGAGAUCUACGGCGGCGAACCGAACCAAGGUGGUGCGUAUAGUGCCGGGGUGAGUAUGGGUGCGCUUGGUUUGAUGUUGAACUCUGUUUUCCUUGGGAUCACUUCGGUGCUUAUGGAGAAGCUUUGUAGAAAGUGGGGGGCUGGUUUUGUCUGGGGGGUGUCAAACAUCAUUAUGGCUGUUUGCUUUCUUGCGAUGAUUGUUACUUCAUUCGUUGCGUAUCAUAUUGGCUACAUUGGCCAUGAACAGCCACCUGCUGGGAUUGUGAUUGCUGCAGUGUUGAUCUUUACGAUUCUGGGGAUUCCAUUGGCAAUAACUUACAGUGUUCCUUAUGCGUUGAUUUCAAUACGUAUUGAGUCUUUGGGCUUAGGUCAAGGCUUGUCUUUGGGUGUGCUGAAUUUAGCAAUAGUCAUCCCACAGGUAAUUGUGUCUGUUGGGAGUGGUCCUUGGGACCAACUAUUUGGAGGUGGGAACUCACCGGCACUUGCAGUUGGAGCAGCUGCAGGGUUCAUUGGCGGAAUCGUAGCCAUCUUGGCUAUUCCUCGAACAAGGAUUCAGAAGCCCAUCCCUCUCCCAUGAUAUCCUCUCUUUUUGCUACCAAACGAGUUCAAGCAAGGAACGCUUCAAGAGAGCAUGGUGGGAGGGGAUGCACUACUUUGUGUGAUCCUUGUCGGAUUCAUCCAAUGGCUUCUGGUGUGACUAACUAACUAAUUUUCAGCUUCUAGGACCUAACCCCCUCUGCGUUGGGUCUAUGGUCCUUGUGUCCAUGAGGAGCCAUAGAAGUUUACCAGCGAAAUAAUAACACAUCAUUAAGAUUGUGAGGUCUAUGCAUCUCUCCUUUUGUUGGAAGCACCCAAAUAGGGCUCUUCUCUGUUUGUUUUGUUGUUUGGAUAAAGCUUGUACCAGUUUACUAAUACGUACCUGUAAAUUAUAACUGAGAACAUGUGUACAACGGAGACUGAAAUUUCUGAAAUUGUUAUCAUAAGUUCUUUUU